Gossypium raimondii (Peruvian cotton) is the source of this 4381-nucleotide messenger RNA. RefSeq names its product exocyst complex component SEC6. Gene Ontology annotation, cellular component: exocyst. Gene Ontology annotation, molecular function: SNARE binding. NCBI's taxonomy places the organism in Eukaryota, Viridiplantae, Streptophyta, Magnoliopsida, Malvales, Malvaceae. The record is from RefSeq and is a predicted model, not a curated record. Gene Ontology annotation, biological process: exocytosis; exocyst localization. The transcript is spliced from 25 exons. The coding region runs from base 176 to 2446 and encodes 756 amino acids.
UCUCCCACUCCCCAUCUAUCUCUAUAUAUGGCAAAAAUAAUCAAAUGAAUAAAAUAAAUAAAAAAUAAAUGCUCUGAAAAUUCGCAUUCCACGGAAACACAAUUCUCCGUAUUCUAGAUUCGCUUCAGUUCCUCAAAUUGUUGUUUGGAGAAUAAGCUUUGUGAAUCAGGUAAAGAUGAUGGUCGAGGAUCUGGGCGUGGAAGCCAAGGAAGCGGCAGUUCGUGAGGUGGCGAAGAUACUUCCUCUUCCUGAGCUUUUACAAUCCAUUUCUACCAUCAAAGCUGAUUAUAUUACCCGUCAACAGGCAAAUGACGCACAACUUAGUACAAUGGUUGCAGAGCAGGUUGAGCAGGCCCAAGCGGGACUCGAAUCGCUUAACUCAUCUCAGAAAACAAUAAGCCAGCUGCGUGAAAACUUUAUAUCUAUUGAAAAGUUAUGUCAAGAGUGCCAAAACUUAAUUGAAAAUCAUGAUCAGAUAAAGCUUCUUAGCAAUGUCAGGAACAACUUAAAUACAACGCUCAAGGAUGUUGAGGGUAUGAUGUCCAUUUCAGUUGAAGCUUCUGAGGCUCGAGAUUCUUUGAGUGAUGAUAAAGAACUUGUCAAUACUUAUGAGAGGUUAACUGCACUUGAUGGGAAGCGGCGAUUUGCUUUAGCAGCUGUGGCAUCUCAUAAAGAGGAGGUCGGCAGGUUAAGAGAAUAUUUUGAAGACGUUGAUCGAACCUGGGAAACAUUUGAGAAAACAUUAUGGGGUCAUAUUUCCAAUUUCUACAAACUCUCAAAAGAAAGUCCACAAACCCUGGUUCGUGCUUUGAGAGUUGUCGAAAUGCAAGAAAUUCUUGAUCAACAACUUGCUGAGGAGGCAGCUGAGGCUGAGGGUGAUGAAGCAAUGGCAGCUAUUGCAAACCCUCGAAGAGCUGGCAAAAAAUCUACCAAGUCUUCAGCUUCUUCUAAAAAUUUAGCACAGCAAAAGUUGAAGGUUCAGGGGAAAGGCUACAAGGAUAAAUGCUAUGAGCAAAUAAGGAAGACAGUUGAAGAGCGGUUCAACCACCUUUUGACAGAGCUUGUCUACGAGGACCUAAAAGCAGCUCUGGAGGAAGUUAAAACGCUUGGAGAAGAGCUUGGAGAUAUUUAUGAUUACGUAGCUCCGUGUUUUCCUCCAAGAUAUGAAAUAUUCCAGCUCAUGGUAAAUCUGUAUACAGAGAGAUUUAUUCAAAUGCUUAGAUUGCUUAGUGACAGAGCCAAUGAACUGACAAACAUUGAGAUAUUAAAGGUAACUGGGUGGGUAGUUGAAUACCAAGAAAGUUUAAUCGGGCUUGGUGUUGAUGAGACUCUUGCUCAAGUGUGUUCUGAGAGUGGUGCCAUGGAUCCUCUCAUGAAUUCAUAUGUCGAGAGAAUGCGAGCCACAACAAGGAAAUGGUAUUUAAACAUCUUGGAGGCUGACAAGGUCCAACCACCAAAGAAGACGGAAGAGGGAAAGCUAUAUACUCCUGCUGCAGUUGAUUUAUUCAGGAUACUUGGGGAGCAAGUACAAAUUGUUAGGGAUAAUAGCACUGAUGCCAUGCUUUACAGGAUUGCUUUGGCAAUAAUUCAGGUCAUGAUUGAUUUUCAAGCGGCUGAAAAGCAGAGACUUGAAGAACCUGCUUCUGAUAUUGGUCUGGAACCUCUAUGUGCAAUGAUUAACAACAAUUUGCGCUGCUAUGACCUUGCACUGGAGUUAAGUAACAGCAUUAUAGAGGCUCUUCCACAAAACUAUGCUGACCAGGUAAAUUUUGAAGACACGUGCAAAGGUUUCUUGGAGGUUGCAAAGGAAGCAGUACGCCAAACUGUUAAUGUAAUCUUUGAGGAUCCUGGAGUGCAAGAGUUGCUUGUAAAACUUUAUCAUACAGAGUGGUGUGAAGGGCAGGUUACCGAGUACCUCGUUGCAACAUUUGGUGAUUAUUUUACAGAUGUUAAGAUGUAUAUUGAAGAGCGAUCUUUCAGAAGAUUUGUUGAAGCAUGCUUAGAGGAAACAGCAAUUGUCUAUGUUGAUCAUCUUUUAACACAGAAAAACUACAUCAAGGAGGAAACUAUUGAACGGAUGAGACUAGAUGAGGAGGUUCUUAUGGAUUUCUUCAGGGAGUAUAUUAGUGUCUCAAAAGUUGAAAGCAGAGUCCGGAUAUUGAGUGAUCUAAGAGACCUUGCUUCAGCUGAGAGUCUUGACACAUUCACACUAAUUUAUUCAAAUAUUCUUGAGCAUCAACCUGACUGCCCGCCCGAUGUUGUUGAGAAGCUUGUUUCACUGCGGGAAGGCAUCCCACGCAAAGAUGCAAAGGAGGUGGUGCAAGAAUGCAAAGAAAUCUACGAGAACUCACUUGUUGGUGGGAAGCCUCCAAGGACAGGAUUUGUUUUUCCAAGGGUCAAGUGUUUGACGGCAACUAAAGGUUAUAUUUGGCGUAAACUCACUUAAACAUUCCCUCUUUCCCUUCUUUUUAGAUUAGGGGUUCCUUGCCGCCUUUUCUAAUUUCUUGCUUCUUGUUUAUGCAUAUUCUAUGCUGCUAUUAUUUGUAGUAAUAAAUUUGCUUCUUUUUUUUUUUUUUUUUGUUAACGGGGAUGAAAAAUCUCAUUAUUUUGUUAUGCAAUUUUUGGUGUUUCCCCAAGUUAAACUGUCACAAAGCUAUGUAUUUAUUAUUAUUGUUAUUACUAUUUUCCAGCUGUGGUUUGUCCAGAAAAUUCCUCAACACUGACUGUUAAAUAAUGCGAUAAAAAUUGUCAAAAGAAAAGAAUAAAUAUAAUGCAAGAAAGAGAAUAUUAAAUGAGGAUGAGUUUUUUCCUUUGUUUUGGUGCUUAGGCUAAAAUAUUAAAUGAGUCUGGAUUAUUUCACUUUUUAAAUAUUUUUAUUGUAUUUAAAUAAAUAUUUGCCUUUUAAUUAGUACCUAAUGAAGAGGUUAUUCGAAUGUAAUACCAGUAAAAAUGUUUAUUAGGUCUUUAUCAAUUGUCAAUGAAGUUUUCUUAAUAAUGUUUUUGGGUUAAAGAAUCUCACUAUAUGAAUCCUCCAAUAAAGAGUAGAAAUUAUUGUAUUUUUAUUGUUUCAGCCUCCUAACUUGCGUAGAAGAGGUUGAAACCUUAAAAAUAUUUUCAAGAAAUUUGAAAUCAAUUAACGAUAAUAAUAAUUUAAGCUAAUUAAAUAAAAUUACAGAUUCUUCAAUGCAAGUCAUUAAAUGAUAAAAGGUUCAUUCGUCGUCAGCUAAAGAGGUAUUUAUUGGCAGCAAAAUAGACUCAACAUGGCGAAUGAUACGAAAAAUAAGACAACAAAAUAUGAUAUUAAAAGCUAACUUAAAUUUAAUAUGAAUAUAAAGAUCCCAAAGUGCAUUAUCGGGCCCAUUGAUAGUGCCAAGCCUGCUUCUUUAUAGCGGAUAUAACCAAGAAAGGGUUGACCGAAAAGGUAAAGUCGCCACACUUUUAAUGGUUAGAAAAUGUAAAUAAAAUUAGAUUCGAAAAAAAAUAAAAAAUUUAAAAUUUAAAUUAUUAGUAUCAAGUUAAUCUAACUGAAUUUUGUUUUGAAUUCAAGUCGAAUUUUUAAAUUUGAAUAAUUUGAAUAAAUUAAAUAUUAAAUUACAUUAUAUUAUUAUUUUAAAAUUUAAAUUUAUAUUAUUAUUUACUCUAAUUAUUUUACAUUCCCAAAAUCAAAUCUUAUUCCUAUUCCAAAAUCCCUAAAAUCUAAAUCCUUACCAUUCUAAAUCCCUACGAUUUAAAUCAAACCCCCCAAAUUAAAAUCUCUAAAAUCUAAAUCAAACUCUCCAAUGUUCUUCAGUUCUUCAUCAGUUCACCAGGCUUUCUGAGGUUAGGCAAACCCUUCACCCGUCUUCAGUCUACGGUCUCCCAUCCCUCCCCUGUCGAAUUUGGUGGUGGAAAUUGCUGCUGAUAUGAGCCUUGAGGUUGUAAUUGCUGCUGCUGCUGCAUAAACUGCAAACAGGAAAGAAGAUUUUAGACAGUUUGAUUUCCAUUUUAAAGGAGGCAUAUGAGAGAGAAAAAAAGAACAAGCAAAAGUAAAAUCUAACUUGAAAACUAUCUUCGACGUCGGAGUUUCGAGGUCCGCCAUUUUUCUUUUGCAAUUUUCAUUUCAAUGACGCUACAUUGGCACGUGCUCAUUUACACUUUUGACAUGUUGCUUUGUUUCUUUAUGUUUUAAGAAUAAUAUGGUGAGUUUUGGAAGUCAAAGCAUAUGGUUUUGGUGGCUUCGAUCUUAUUGGUUGUAAAUACUUAGGUGGUUCUGAUUAUUUGGGUUGUAACGACACCAAGACUUCGUUAAAUAGGCAGAUAUGGGGUGUUGGUGGGGUACCUGCUUGAAAAAUAAACUAGUGUCUCUUUUCUUAAAUGUCAUCUCUGUUUCUUCUCUUGUCUG